ACAAGAUGGCGGCUGAAGGCGAUCCGGAGUGGGGCCCCAGCAAUUCGGAUUGAGCCUUCUCCCUCCACCCGCUUCCGCCGGCCGGGCCCCUCCCGCCCGGCCCCGCGGGCCUCCCCACCGGGCCCCGGCGCCCCCCACCGCCACCCCUCCGCCCGCCCCUCCCCCCUCCGCUUUCCCUUCUCCCCCCGCCUCGGCCCCGACAUGAGGGGCCGGCGGGGCAGGCCCCCCAAGCAGCCCGCGGCUCCCGCUGCGGAGCGCUGCGCCCCGGCCCCGCCGCCGCCGCCGCCGCCUACGUCCGGACCCAUCGGGGGGCUCCGCUCGCGGCACCGCGGCAGCAGCCGGGGCAGGUGGGCCGCCGCCCAGGCUGAGGUGGCGCCCAAGACGCGGCUGAGCUCGCCCAGGGGGGGCAGCAGUAGCCGGAGGAAGCCGCCGCCGCCGCCGCCGGCCCCCCCUAGCACCAGCGCCCCGGGCCGGGGGGGGCGAGGAGGCGGGGGCGGCAGGACGGGGGGCGGGGGCGGCGGCGGCCACCUGGCCCGGACCACCCCGGCCCGGAGGGCCGUCAACAAAGUGGUGUACGAUGACCACGAGAGUGAGGAGGAAGAGGAGGAGGAGGACAUGGUCUCCGAGGAGGAGGAGGAGGAGGAGGACGGCGAGGCUGAGGAGACCCAGGAUUCCGAGGACGACGAGGAGGAUGAGAUGGAAGAGGACGACGAUGACUCCGAUUAUCCGGAGGAGAUGGAAGACGACGACGACGACGACGCCAGUUAUUGCACGGAAAGCAGCUUCAGGAGCCAUAGCACCUAUAGCAGCACUCCAGGUAGGCGAAAACCGAGAGUACAUCGGCCUCGUUCUCCAAUAUUGGAAGAAAAAGACAUCCCACCCCUUGAAUUUCCCAAGUCCUCUGAGGAUUUAAUGGUGCCUAACGAGCAUAUAAUGAAUGUUAUUGCCAUUUAUGAGGUACUGCGGAACUUUGGUACAGUUUUAAGGUUAUCUCCUUUUCGCUUUGAGGACUUUUGUGCAGCUCUGGUGAGUCAAGAGCAGUGCACACUUAUGGCGGAGAUGCACGUAGUGCUUUUGAAAGCAGUUUUGCGUGAAGAAGACACCUCCAAUACUACCUUUGGACCUGCCGAUCUGAAAGAUAGCGUGAAUUCCACGCUGUAUUUCAUCGAUGGCAUGACGUGGCCAGAGGUGCUGCGGGUGUACUGUGAGAGUGACAAGGAGUACCAUCAUGUCCUUCCUUACCAAGAAGCAGAGGACUAUCCUUAUGGACCAGUAGAGAACAAAAUCAAAGUUCUGCAGUUCUUAGUCGAUCAGUUUCUUACCACAAACAUUGCUCGUGAGGAGUUGAUGUCUGAAGGGGUGAUCCAGUACGAUGACCACUGUAGGGUUUGUCACAAACUCGGGGAUUUGCUUUGCUGUGAGACCUGCUCAGCAGUGUACCAUUUGGAAUGUGUGAAGCCGCCUCUCGAGGAGGUGCCAGAGGAUGAGUGGCAGUGUGAAGUCUGUGUAGCACAUAAGGUUCCUGGUGUGACUGACUGCGUUGCUGAAAUCCAAAAAAACAAACCAUAUAUUCGACAUGAACCUAUUGGAUAUGACAGAAGUCGGAGGAAAUACUGGUUCUUAAACCGAAGACUCAUAAUAGAAGAAGACACGGAAAAUGAAAAUGAAAAGAAAAUUUGGUACUACAGCACAAAGGUCCAGCUUGCAGAAUUAAUUGACUGUCUAGACAAAGAUUACUGGGAAGCAGAACUCUGCAAAAUCCUAGAAGAAAUGCGUGAAGAAAUCCACCGGCACAUGGACAUAACUGAAGACCUGACCAAUAAGGCUCGGGGCAGUAAUAAAUCCUUUCUGGCGGCAGCUAAUGAAGAAAUUUUGGAAUCUAUAAGAGCCAAAAAAGGAGACAUUGAUAUUGUUAAAAGUCCAGAAGAAAUAGAAAAGGAGAAGAAUGAGACUGAGAAUAAUAACUCCAAAGAUGCUGAGAAAAGCAGAGAGGAGUUUGAAGACCAGAGUCUUGAAAAAGACAGUGAUGACAAAACACCAGAUGAUCCUGAGCAAGGAAAAUCUGAGGAGCCAACAGAAGUUGGGGAUAAAGGUAACUCUGUGUCAGCAAAUCUUGGCGACAACACAACAAAUGCUUCUUCAGAAGAGACUAGUCCCUCUGAAGGGAGGAGUCCCGUGGGGUGUCUCUCAGAAACCCAUGAUAGCAGCAACAUGGCAGAGAAGAAGGUGGCAUCUGAGCUCCCCCAGGAUGUGCCAGAAGAACCUAACAAGACAUGUGACAGCAGUAACACUAGUGCUACCACUACCUCCACCCAGCCUAAUCUGGAAAACAGUAACAGCAGCAGUGAACUAAAUUCUUCCCAGAGUGAAUCUGCUAAGGCAGCUGAUGAUCCUGAAAAUGGAGAAAGAGAAUCUCAUACACCUGUCUCUAUUCAAGAAGAGAUAGGUGAUUUCAAAUCAGAGAAGUCUAAUGGGGAAAUAAGUGAGUCUCCUGGAGGUGGAAGAGGAGCGUCUGGUUCAACUCGGAUUAUCACCAGGUUACGGAAUCCAGACAGCAAACUGAGUCAGCUGAAGAGCCAACAGGUGGCAGCCGCAGCCCACGAAGCAAAUAAAUUAUUUAAGGAGGGGAAAGAGGUACUGGUAGUUAAUUCUCAAGGAGAAAUUUCACGGUUGAGCACCAAAAAGGAAGUGGUCAUGAAGGGAAAUAUCAACAAUUAUUUUAAGUUGGGUCAAGAGGGAAAGUAUCGCGUCUACCACAAUCAGUACUCCACCAAUUCAUUUGCUUUGAAUAAGCACCAGCACAGAGAAGACCAUGAUAAGAGAAGGCAUCUUGCACAUAAAUUCUGUCUGACUCCAGCUGGAGAGUUCAAAUGGAAUGGUUCUGUCCAUGGAUCCAAAGUUCUUACCAUAUCUACUCUGAGACUGACUAUCACCCAGUUGGAAAACAAUAUCCCUUCCUCCUUUCUUCAUCCCAACUGGGCUUCACACAGGGCAAAUUGGAUCAAGGCCGUUCAGAUGUGUAGCAAACCCAGAGAAUUUGCGUUGGCUUUAGCUAUUUUGGAGUGUGCAGUUAAACCAGUUGUGAUGCUCCCAAUCUGGCGGGAAUCUUUAGGACAUACCAGGUUACAUAGAAUGACAUCAAUUGAAAGAGAAGAAAAGGAGAAAGUCAAAAAAAAAGAGAAAAAACAAGAAGAGGAAGAAACAAUGCAACAAGCUACAUGGGUAAAAUAUACGUUUCCAGUUAAACAUCAGGUUUGGAAACAAAAAGGAGAGGAAUACAGAGUAACAGGAUAUGGUGGUUGGAGCUGGAUUAGUAAAACUCAUGUUUAUAGGUUUGUUCCUAAAUUGCCAGGCAAUACUAAUGUGAAUUACAGAAAGUCAUUAGAAGAAACUAAAAAUAAUAUGGAUGAAAAUAUGGAUGAAUCAGAUAGAAGAAAAAGUCCACGAAGUCCAAAAAAAAUAAAAACAGAGUCUGAUUCUGAGAAAGGCGAGGUAAAAGAUUCAGAUGCUACAAAAGGAGCAGACCAAAGUGAAAUGGACAUUUCAAAGGUUACUGAGAAGAAGGACCAAGAUGUAAAAGAAGUUUUAGACUCUGACAAUGAUAAAUCCUUUAAGGAAGAACCGAUGGAAAUAGAUGAUGAUGUGAAAACAGAGUCACAUAUAAAUUGUCAGGAAAGUUCUCAAGUAGAUGUGGUCAAUGUCAGUGAGGGUUUUCAUCUAAGGACUAGUUAUAAAAAGAAAAUCAAAUCAUCCAAACUAGAUGGACUUCUUGAAAGGAGAAUUAAACAGUUUACACUGGAAGAAAAACAACGCCACGAGAAAAUGAAGUUGGAGGGUGGAAUUAAGGGUAUAGGAAAGACCUGCACAAGUUCUUCGAAAAGUCUGUCUGAAUCACCAGUAAUAACAAAAGUAAAAGAAGGGUGUCAAAGUGACUUGCUUACACAAGAACAGAGCUCUAAUGCAAGUAAUGAUAAAUCUGAAGACUUGAUUCGGGGAUGUUCACAAAAUGAUUCCUCAAUUCUUGGAAUCAGUGAUCCUGAUCAUACAACAAACAAACUUUAUUCAAAAGAUCAAAUGCUAGAUGAUGCCUCCAUUCAGAGCGCAGAGACAAACUGUCAGAAACAAAAUUCUGUUCGAAAUGACGUAAAUGAGAGUCUCUCUGACCCUGCCAGUAAAGGCCAGGAGCCCAGUAAGAUUAAAACAAAAGGAAGUGAUUUUCUCAUUGAUGACGCUAAACUAGCCAGUGCAGGUGAAAUUGGUACUUUGAUCUAUAAGAACAAAAAACCACUCAUACAGGAAGAUAAUGACACCAUUGUGUCUCCUUCCCAGAGCCCUUUACUUCCAUCAGUACCUAAAAGUACUGAUGAUAGAGAUAUCCCAUCUCUGUCAAAAGCAAUAGACUUUGAAGGAAAAUUGGGAUGUGAUUCUGAAUAUAAUAGCACUUUGGAAAAUAGUUCUGAUACUAUGUCUAUUCAAGACAGCAGUGAAGAAGAUAUGAUUGUUCAGAAUAGCAAUGAAAGUAUUUCUGAACAGUUAAUAACUCAAGAACAAGGUAGUGAAGGCUUAGAACCAUUGAAACAUGAGUUUGUUUCAGAUAAGACCACUGGAAACUGUGGCGACAGGCUGCAGGCUAAGGUAAAUGAAGCAAAUGGUAAAAAAACAAGUCAAGAUCAGAAAUUAGAGGAGAGACCACUUAAUAAAUGUAUCGAUCAAAUCAAUCUGAAAAGUGUCACUGACAAAAAGAAUAAUGAAAACCGAGAGUCUGAAAAGAAAGGACAGAAAGCAAGUACCUUUCAAAUAAAUGGAAAAGAUAAUAAACCUAAAGUAUAUUUGAAAGGUGAAUGCUUGAAAGACAUUUCUGAGAGUAAAGUAGGAAGUUGUGACAUUGAACCAAAGGUUAAUAAUAUAAAUAAAAUAAUUCCUGAAAAUGAUACUAAGUCUUUGACUGUUAAAGAAUCUGCUGUAAAGCCAUUCAUGAAUGGUGAUGUCAUCAUGGAAGAUUUUAAUGAAAAAAACAACUUGGAAACAAAAUCAUGUUUACUGAGGUCUUCGGAUACUGAAGGCGACUACCAAGAUCGCCUGGAGACCCUGCCAUCAACCAAACAGUCUGAGGGUACCCAAGCUACCACGCCUCUACCAUCUUGUCCAGAAAGCAGCAGUUCAGCCAAUCAAGAAGAAGACAUGGAAAUUGAAACCUGCGAAGUUAAGAAAGUUACUUCGUCUCCUGUUACUUCUGGAGAGGACUCUAACUUCAGUAAUGAUUUUAUUGAUGAAAAUGGCCCGCCCACCGACAAAGAUGAAAAUGUCAAUGGAGAGUCUAAAAGAAAAACAGUCAUCACAGAAGUCACCACCAUGACGUCCACAGUAGCCACAGAAUCAAAAACCGUAAUUAAGGUAGCAAAAGUUGAUAAGCAGACUGUGGUCUCUUCCACAGAAAAUUGUGCCAAGUCCACUGUCACAACCACCACUACAACGGUAACAAAGCUUUCCACGCCCUCCACAGGCAGCAGUGUGGACAUAAUCUCUGUGAAGGAGCAGAGCAAAACUGUGGUCACCACGACAGUGACAGACUCACUGACCACCGCAGGAGGCACUCUGGUAACAUCUAUGACCGUGAGCAAAGAAUAUUCCACAAGAGACAAAGUGAAACUCAUGAAGUUUUCAAGACCCAAGAAGACUCGUUCAGGUACAGCUCUGCCAUCGUACAGAAAGUUCAUCACCAAGAGCAGCAAGAAGAGCAUAUUUGUUUUGCCCAAUGAUGACCUAAAAAAAUUGGCCAGAAAAGGAGGAAUCCGAGAAGUCCCUUAUUUUAAUUAUAAUGCAAAACCUGCCUUGGAUAUAUGGCCAUAUCCUUCUCCUAGACCAACCUUUGGUAUCACUUGGAGGUAUAGACUUCAGACUGUGAAGUCCUUAGCUGGAGUGAGUCUUAUGUUGAGGUUACUGUGGGCAAGUCUGAGAUGGGAUGACAUGGCAGCCAAGGCUCCUCCAGGAGGAGGGACUACACGGACAGAAACAUCUGAAACUGAAAUCACAACAACAGAAAUAAUUAAGAGGCGAGAUGUUGGUCCUUAUGGCAUUCGAUCUGAAUAUUGUAUCAGGAAAAUCAUCUGCCCCAUUGGAGUUCCAGAAGCACCAAAAGAAACACCUACGCCUCAGAGGAAAGGCCUUCGAUCGAGUGCAUUGCGGCCAAAGAGACCAGAAACGCCCAAGCAAACUGGCCCUGUUAUUAUUGAAACCUGGGUAGCAGAGGAAGAGUUGGAAUUAUGGGAGAUCAGGGCGUUUGCUGAGAGAGUGGAGAAAGAAAAGGCACAAGCAGUUGAGCAACAGGCUAAGAAACGAUUGGAACAGCAGAAGCCUACAGUAAUUGCAGCUUCCACUACUUCCCCAACAAACAGUACAACUAGUACCAUCUCUCCAGCACAGAAAGUUAUGGUGGCCCCCAUAAGUGGCUCAGUUACAACUGGCACUAAAAUGGUACUAACUACUAAAGUUGGAUCUCCAGCUACAGUAACAUUCCAGCAGAACAAGAACUUUCAUCAGACCUUUGCUACCUGGGUUAAGCAAGGCCAGUCAAAUUCAGGCGUUGUUCAAGUACAGCAGAAAGUCCUGGGUAUCAUUCCAUCCAGUACAGGUACAAGUCAGCAAACCUUUACUUCAUUCCAGCCCAGGACAGCAACAGUCACGAUUAGGCCCAAUACCUCAAGCUCUGGAGGAACUACAAGCACUUCCCAAGUAAUCACAGGGCCUCAGAUCCGCCCUGGUAUGACGGUGAUUAGAACACCACUCCAACAGUCAACACUAGGAAAGGCAAUUAUUCGAACACCUGUGAUGGUACAGCCAGGUACUCCUCAACAGGUUGUGACGCAGAUCAUCAGAGGGCAGCCUGUUUCCACUGCGAUCUCUGCCCCUAGUACAGUUUCCUCAACACCUGCACAGAAAGGACUAACUUCAGGAGCACCCACUGCAAGUCUACAGCCUUCAACCUCACAGCCCCCUCGCCCCCAGCAAGGACAGGUGAAGCUUACCAUGGCUCAACUCACCCAGUUAACACAGGGCCACGGUGGCAAUCAAGGUUUGACAGUAGUGAUUCAAGGACAAGGCCAAACUACUGGACAGUUGCAGUUGAUACCUCAAGGGGUGACUAUACUUCCCGGUCCAGGACAGCAGCUGAUGCAAGCCGCAAUGCCAAACGGUACCGUCCAGCGGUUCCUCUUCACCCCACUGGCAACAACGGCCACGGCAACCAGCAGCACCACCACCACUGUUUCCACUACAGCAGCAGGUACAAGUGAACAAAGACAGAGUAAAUUAUCGCCCCUGACACAGGUGCAGCCAGCCAAGAGCCUGCCUCCAGCUCAGCCGUCGAGCAUGAGUCCUGCAGAAGCCCAGCCUCAGACUGCUCAGCCCGCACAGCCCCAGCCCCCAACCCAACCCCCGUCCCCAGCUCAGCCUGAAGCCCAGACCCAAGCAACUUCUGCCUCCCACGUCCCUCCUGAAGCACAGCCCACCCAAGCACAGUCCUCCAAACCCCAAGGUGCAGGACAGUGUCAGCCUCAGAGUAAUGUCCAAGGACAGUCUCCUGCUCGUGUCCAGAGUCCACCACAGACUCGAAUGCGUCCAUCAACUCCAUCCCAAGUGUCUCCUGGACAGCAGUCCCAGGGUCAGACUACAGCCUCACAGCCGAUUCCAAUUCAGCCACACACAUCUCUUCAGCCACCUUCCCAGGGCCAGCCACAGUCACAACCCCAGGUACAGUCUUCAACUCAAACUCUUUCAUCAGGACAAACGUUAAGCCAAGUUACUGUUUCGUCCCCAUCCCGUCCUCUGCUCCAAGUACGGCAGCCUCAGCCCCAAGUCCUUGCUGUGCCGCAGCUGCAACAAGUCCAGGUUCUCUCCCAGAUCCAGUCACAGGUUGUGGCUCAGAUACAGGCUCAGCAAGGUGGUGUGCCCCAGCAGAUCAAACUCCAGGUCCCCGUUCAGAUGCAGCAAAGCAGCCCUGUGCAGACUCAUCAGAUUCAGAAUGUGGUUACAGUGCAGGCAGCCAGUGUGCAAGAGCAGUUGCAAAGGGUUCAGCAACUCAGGGAUCAGCAGCAAAAGAAGAAGCAGCAACAGAUAGAAAUUAAGCGGGAACACACCCUCCAAGCUUCUAAUCAAAGUGAAAUCAUUCAGAAACAGGUGGUGAUGAAGCAUAAUGCUGUAAUAGAACAUUUAAAACAGAAAAAGACCAUGACUCCAGCUGAAAGAGAAGAGAAUCAAAGAAUGAUUGUCUGUAACCAGGUGAUGAAGUAUAUUUUGGAUAAGAUAGAUAAAGAAGAAAAACAGGCAGCAAAAAAACGGAAGCGAGAGGAGAGUGUGGAACAGAAACGUAGCAAACAGAAUGCCAGCAAGCUCUCUGCACUGCUCUUCAAGCACAAAGAGCAACUCAAAGCCGAAAUACUGAAGAAGAGAGCACUGCUAGACAAAGACCUACAAAUUGAAGUGCAGGAAGAGCUCAAGAGGGACCUGAAAAUUAAGAAGGAAAAAGACAUGAUGCAGGCCACAGCUGUCGCUGCCACCUCCCCCGCCGCAGCACCGGCACCUCCAGCCCCUCCGCCUUCCCCGCCACCUCCACCCCCGCCACAGCACUCGGGCCCCCUAGCCACGGCCACGGCCACGGCCACGCUGCCUGUGGCUUCCCAGAAGAGGAAGCGAGAAGAGGAAAGAGACUCAAGCUCCAAGUCGAAGAAGAAGAAAAUGAUCUCUACUACCUCAAAGGAAACGAAGAAGGACACAAAGCUUUACUGUAUUUGUAAAACGCCUUACGAUGAAUCUAAAUUUUAUAUUGGCUGUGAUCGGUGUCAGAAUUGGUACCAUGGGCGCUGCGUUGGCAUCUUGCAAAGUGAGGCAGAACUCAUUGACGAGUAUGUCUGUCCACAGUGCCAGUCAACAGAGGAUGCCAUGACAGUGCUCACGCCGCUAACAGAGAAAGAUUAUGAGGGUUUGAAGAGGGUGCUGCGUUCUUUACAGGCCCAUAAGAUGGCCUGGCCUUUCCUUGAACCAGUGGAUCCUAAUGAUGCGCCAGAUUAUUACGGUGUGAUUAAGGAACCUAUGGACCUCGCCACCAUGGAAGAAAGAGUACAAAGAAGAUAUUAUGAAAAGCUGACAGAAUUUGUAGCAGAUAUGACCAAAAUUUUUGAUAAUUGUCGUUACUACAAUCCAAGUGAUUCUCCUUUUUACCAGUGUGCAGAAGUUCUUGAAUCAUUCUUUGUACAGAAAUUGAAAGGAUUCAAGGCCAGCAGGUCUCAUAACAACAAACUGCAGUCUACAGCUUCUUAAAGUUCAGCGUGUUAACCUAACAUAAAACACAGCAAGAAUCUGGUUGAACUGUUUUAAAUUAAGGAGCCAGAUGUUUUUAGUCAGGUUAUCCUGACAAGACUUGACCUAAACUUCGUUUUUAUUGGUCAUAACAGUCCAAUUAUAUUCUUGGCCAAUUUUGUCCAACGGACAAGGGAAAAGCAAAGUCAACGACACCAUUAUCUUGUCAAGAUCAAAUGGUUUUACUAUUGUGGCAGAAGCGGGAAAACUUUGUUUAUUGAAGAAAAAAAAAAGAAAGAAAGAAAGAAAAAAAGAUAAUAUGGGGUCAAGUGUAACUCCAUGGAAAUGCCACGUCUGCUCUUCAGUGAAGAAGCUGGUUUAGAGUCUCACAGAAAACUUUCAACUGUAUUUAUUUAUUGUUGCAAAAAAGACGCUUUUUUAUUGCUGCCCUCAUUUGUCAGCUAAUUAUUUUUUCUUAUAAAAUCCAGCCCGGUUACAUGUAAUCCAUUCUGUAUCUUAUCAUGAUUCCUGUAGGUAAAAGUACAAGACGACCUCUAGAUGUCUUUUCUUUCUAUGAAAGGAGCUGCUAUGUACACAUGUGCACACACACACAACUGGGAAUCAACAAUGAGUUUAUUGUUCAUAGUAGAUAAAAAUUAAGCUUGCAUAAAGGUUGGGCUAGUGGUCCUGGACUACAGACUCUGUUGCCUUGAAUAUAACAGUACAAUUUGUCAUUUACUCUGCACCAGGUUAAAAUGAGUAAAAUCUAUUUGAAGGUAUCUUGUUUGUAAACAUUUGUCAGAUUCUAAUUUUUUUUCUUUUUGUAUUAAAAUUCAAUUAUGGAUGUAUAUGAAACAAAAUAAAUGGAGAUAAUUUUUCUCCCACAGACGGUGUCUUUGAAUGUGC
Aethalodelphis obliquidens (Pacific white-sided dolphin) is the source of this 10200-nucleotide messenger RNA. RefSeq names its product bromodomain PHD finger transcription factor (gene BPTF). The record is from RefSeq and is a predicted model, not a curated record. Gene Ontology annotation, molecular function: RNA polymerase II cis-regulatory region sequence-specific DNA binding. Lineage: Eukaryota; Metazoa; Chordata; Mammalia; Artiodactyla; Delphinidae. Gene Ontology annotation, cellular component: NURF complex. Gene Ontology annotation, biological process: regulation of transcription by RNA polymerase II.